Messenger RNA from Lathyrus oleraceus (garden pea), 783 nucleotides. RefSeq lists its product as uncharacterized. The record is from RefSeq and is a predicted model, not a curated record. Bases 1 to 783 code for a protein of 260 amino acids. The transcript has 6 exons. NCBI's taxonomy places the organism in Eukaryota, Viridiplantae, Streptophyta, Magnoliopsida, Fabales, Fabaceae.
AUGGUUGGAAGAAAUAAUCGUGUGAUUGUUGAUGCUUUGGAAUUAGUGGCUCAGGAACUACAUGGACAACAAAAUCAGGCUAUAUUUAGAGCACAGUUUUUGGAGAAGUACUUCCCUAAGGAUGUGCGCAAGAAUAAGGAGAUUGAAUUCCUUGAGUUAAAGAAGGGAAGUUUGAUGGUUGCAGAGUAUGCUGCAAAGUUUGAGGAGCUAGUGAAAUUAUGUCUGCAUUAUAAUAGUGUUGUUGUUGAUGUUGAUGACUAUGUCCCGAGAUCAAAUAAGUUGUUGGUUACCAUAGCAGAGUCCAAUCUACUCACUACAAGAGUAUUAGUAAGAAUAAAGGGAAAGGAUAGUUUCGAGGAAAGCCGUCAUCGUGCCAACGAGUGCUCCAGUGCUGAGAAGGAGUGUUACAAGUAUGGGAAGAUAUGGCAUCUCAUCGCUGAUUGUAAGGGUAAUGUUGUGACUUGCUACAAUUGUGGAGAGCAAGGCCAUAAAAAUACUAAUUACCAUAAACUGAGAAAGCUCAGGAUAGAGGAAAGUUCUUUACCUUGUCUGGGACGGAGACUACCAGUGCUGAUAUUGGAUUUAAAUUUAUCUUUUAUGGUUGGAAGUAUGGUGAUUGAUACCUCAGCCAAUGGUUCAAUAACUACUUCAUUGUUGGAGUUCAACUGUGUUCAUAUCAACUGCUUUGGAAAGAUUUUGAUGUUUCUGGAGAUAGGAGGAGAUGGAAAGUUGAUGUUUAUAUUUGUUAAGCAAGUAGAGGAAUUCUUGAAAGAAGAUUCAUAG